UAGACAUAAAACAUGGUCGCAUUGAAAUUGGCACUUUUGGUGUGCUUGAUCGGCGCCGUAGCUGCUCAGCAGCAGCAGUGCAAGCGCGAGGAUGGCGACACUCUUCUCGAUACCAUUCCUUUCUUGAACAUCAUCGUUGCGGGACCGCCAAGAUUGAACAAAAACUACCCUGGCUACAAGAUCACUUGCGUCAAAUGCCAAUCGCUCCUCAACGGAGUCGGUGAGAUCCUCGGCCUCAGUGUCCUCGACGGUGGCUUUGGGUGCAACUUUGUCCUUGCCCAGAUCAACUUGACCAACUUGCUUGGAUCCUGCAAGGUUUACGGUGUCAAGGGUCAAGCCAACGACUGCAACGACUCCAGAAGGCGAAAGUAGAGAGAUUCAUGUAGAGAAGACUGACUAAUUUAGAUUAUCUUUUGUUCAAUGUUUUAUGAAAAAUAAAAGAAUAAAUUUCUAAUUACCGAUAAAA
This is a messenger RNA of Trichogramma pretiosum, 466 nucleotides long. RefSeq lists its product as uncharacterized. NCBI's taxonomy places the organism in Eukaryota, Metazoa, Arthropoda, Insecta, Hymenoptera, Trichogrammatidae. The transcript has 2 exons. The coding region runs from base 13 to 372 and encodes 119 amino acids. The record is from RefSeq and is a predicted model, not a curated record.